Messenger RNA from Drosophila gunungcola (fruit fly), 2010 nucleotides. RefSeq names its product serine protease 48-like. NCBI's taxonomy places the organism in Eukaryota, Metazoa, Arthropoda, Insecta, Diptera, Drosophilidae. Gene Ontology annotation, biological process: proteolysis. The coding region runs from base 451 to 1842 and encodes 463 amino acids. Gene Ontology annotation, molecular function: serine-type endopeptidase activity. The record is from RefSeq and is a predicted model, not a curated record. The transcript has 11 exons.
UACCUUAGCUCUGAUCGCAUUGGUACUCUGCCGCGGAGGAUUAGUCCGCCUUCUGUAUGAAAGAUGAGAGAGCAAGUCGGAGGUUGGCUUAACUUUUAGCCGACCAGUCGGCGAGCUUGUACAAUGAAACCGGGAUUUUUUUUUUUUGCGGUGUAACUCUCAUUACUAACCGCUUCGUCUUUACAGCUGCUCAUUGUUUAUACGGACAGGGAAAUGUGUCCGUUCAUGUGGGAGAAUACAACAGAUCGUGCAGUGAUGCGGACGCAUAUAAUGUGAGCUUGGCUAUAAUCCAUCUGCAGUUUUCUUAUUCGAGACUGAAGAACGAUAUAGCUCUAAACCGUCCGAUCUGCAUUAACUUGGAUGACCCGGUAAACUCAGCUGCAGUCCAGAAAUACUCGACUCGACCUUUGGGUGGGAAUUGCUCAAUCACUUGGCUUAUAUUCGCUCGGAAUGAUGUCCGCCAUGAUUUCGUUGGCUCUGUUCGCAUUGGUGCUCUGCCACGAGGGAUUAUCUCAACUCCUGGAUGAAAAGUGCGUCGGCCAGGCGGAGAUUGGCUCAAAAGUACGCAGUGGGCACAGUGCUCCUUGGAUGGCAAGCAUACACAACACCACGGGAUUUGUUUGCGCUGGAACACUUAUCCACAGACAAUUUGUCCUUACCGCAGCUCAUUGCAUUGAACAUCAGAAAACACUGUUUGUGCAUUUGGGAGAGAGCGACAGAUUGUGCCUUCAUUCGCAAUGCAGAGAUGUGGAAUCAUAUAAUGUGAAGGAGGCUAUAGUCCAUCGAAAUUUUACAGAUUUUACAAGUAAUUUAGGUCUGCUGAGAUUGGAAACUGCAGUAAGUUAUAAGGCUCAUAUCCUGCCAAUAUGUAUAACUUUGGAUGAUUGGAUAAGCCCGGAAAAAGUCCCAACUUUGGAGGCCAUUGGCUGGGGUAAAUCGGAUUUCGGACUGCAGACUAGCUUUGUAACUCGGCGAAAGUCGGAGGAAUGUCGACAAAGAGGAGUUAUUUGCACUGCUGAAGGGGUAGUCAAUUCCGGAGGUCCACUGGCGGUCAGUUUAAAUUACCGGGGGAGAAUGAUCACCGCACAGUUUGGGAUCAUGAGCUAUGACGGUUCGGUCCAUACGGAUGUAUUGGCCUUUAAGGACUGGAUAGGUAAUAUUGUGAGCGGUUUCGGAGCCAGAGAGGAGGAGGAGGAGCUUUUGUUCGAGCAGUGCAGUAGCAAUUGGACCGGCGGAGUUAUUGUGCGCCUUUGGGAGGUGUCACUACUUCACAACACUUUUACUGGCUCGCUAAUUACAGAUCAAUUUGUCGUAACUGUUGCAAGCGCCCUUCCCACAGAAGCCACACCAAUCAAAGUGGAAACAAGAUAUCAUCAGAGCUUUAAUGUUGAAUCCAUCCGCAAGCAUCCCCAAUUCACACAUUUAUCAGGAUCAAUGAAGAACAAUAUUGCUUUGCUUAAACUUACUGAGAAGAUGCCAAAUUCAAAUCUUGUGAAACCGAUCUGCAUUGGAUUGAACCCAAAAACCCCAAGGACAUUGACUGCACUUUUCGUUGCAAACAGAAAUAAUCAAAUCGGAGUUCGAAAAGUAAAUCUAAGCCGCAUCGACAGUUCCAUUUGCUCCAGAGUCAUUCGAGUUCCAGUUGAAUCUAGUGAAUUUUGUGUCGAGAAACCUAGCGAUUUUAUUUAUGACAAGCCUGGUUCAGUUCUAGGUUCAUUUCAAAAUGUCAAAGGUGUCGAUAGAUACCUUCUAGUUGGCCAAAUAAGCCUUGUUAGGAAUGGCCUUAUCGUUUUUACAAAUAUUAAGAGUUACAUCAAUUGGAUAAAAGAAACGGUGAUUUAAAACCAAAAAUAAUACAAGCCCUUUUGUUUGCUUUGAACCAUUAUAGCUAAAAUUCCCAAUGAAUUUGAUUUCAAACACAUUGACACAGAGGGUCGAAUUAUUCAUCUUCUCAGCCUAUCUCGUCUCUUUUAGAUUAUAAAUGUGGCAAAAUUCCCGAGCUCUUGACCU